UGGGCGUCGCAGCAUCUCGCAGCAUCUUGCAGCCAGCUACAGCAAGCCACAACGAGCGAGCUGCUACACUCGCACCAUGUCGCUCCUCGCCCCCAUCAUCUGCGACAAUGGAACAGGGUUCUCGAAAGUCGGGUAUGUGUUUGCUGGUAACUCCGACCCAUCCUUUGUAUUCCCUACUGCUAUCGCUACCCGCGGUCCUGCUACUCAGACGACUCGCGGGGGCCCGCCCGUGCCUUCGAAACCAGGGAACCUAGCAUCGAAGAGAGGAGUCGAAGACCUUGAUUUCUUUAUCGGCGAUGAGGCACUUGCGAACGCAAAGACCCCAGGAUACGGCAUCAACUACCCGAUUAGACAUGGCCAGAUUGAAAACUGGGACCACAUGGAGCGGUACUGGGAGCAAACGAUCUUCAAGUACUUGAGGGCUGAGCCGGAAGAUCACUAUUUCCUCCUGACUGAGCCCCCUCUCAACCCUCCGGAAAACCGAGAACAGACCGCGGAGAUCUUCUUCGAGUCUUUCAAUAUCAAGGGUCUCUACAUCGCCGUCCAAGCCGUCCUCGCUUUGGCCGCGUCCUGGACAUCUAACCGUGUCUCCGACCGUACACUUACUGGAACUGUUAUUGACUCUGGAGAUGGUGUCACCCACGUCAUCCCCUGUGCAGAAGGCUAUGUUAUCGGCAGUGCCAUCAAGCACAUACCCAUCGCCGGUCGCGACAUCACGCAAUUUGUGCUCAACCUUAUGCGAGAGCGUGGAGAGAUGGCCAAUGUCCCGCCCGAGGAGCACUUAAAAGUCGCGUCCAAAGUGAAAGAGAACUACAGCUACGUAUGCCAGGACAUUGUCAAGGAAUUCCGGAAGUACGAUGCCGAGCCGUACAAGUUUUUCGAGCGCUACGAAGAUGAAUACAGCGUCACAAAGAAGACAUACUCCGUGGAUGUCGGCUACGAACGUUUCCUCGCGCCCGAGAUCUUCUUCAACCCUGAGAUCAACUCGUCUGACUUCUUGACACCACUUCCCGAGAUUGUUGACAGUGUCAUCCAACAGUCACCAAUCGACGUCCGACGUGGUCUCUAUAAGAACAUCGUGCUUUCAGGAGGUUCUACCAUGUUCCAGCAUUUCGGUCAACGCUUGAAGCGCGACCUGAAGCAAAUUGUUGACGGCCGACUAGAGGCUGCCGCCCUUACUAGCGGCAGGCAAGCUAGGUCUUCAGGUGUCGAGGUUGAAGUCAUCUCGCACAAGCGCCAGCGAUACGCCGUCUGGUUUGGUGGAUCACUACUCGCUUCUCUGCCCGAGUUUUAUUCUUCCUGCCACACCAAGGCCCAAUAUGACGAGAUUGGACCUAGCAUCUGCAGGAGAUACCAAAUUUUUGGCAGUGCUACUUAAACUCCAAGAUUGUAAGAUGGAUGUGGACAUAAUGUACGAAGAUAAGAGCCAAUGAAAGCGAUAUGGACUACGAUACUCCGUUUGGCGCAGCGAUCUCUCAUCGCCAUCGCCACCGCGAGAAGGACGCUUCAGAGGACUUGCCCUUCCCCGUAUUCGACUGAGGGUUAUAAGGGAAGGGAGGUAUGUGCACUCUUCGACUUUCCCUCCGCUGCUGCGCCUCCCAUUCAUUGUCAUCUAAGUACUGGUCCAUGGCACGCCCCUCUACAGAAGUAUCCUGCUGCGCCUUCUUGCGCGUGUCUUCCUUACUAAGCGAAGACGGAUCUCCAUCUUCAGCAAGGGUGACGUAAGCCUUUGCUAUUCGCCAGUCUGUCUCUUUCAUGACGGUCUGAAAGCGCUUCUCUGCCCUCUCUCGAGCUCUGCGGGUCUCGUAGUCUGGGUCUAUUUGAUCGCUCGGAGGUGUAGAGGGUGCUAACGUACGAGCAGAUGGCGGCAGCUGAAGCACCGUGCGUGUGUGGAGCAAAUGAGGGGUUAUGCGCAGAGUGCUUGGAGGCAAGUUAUUUAGACGGCAUAAGAGGCGACCCUAGCGUGAGACGUAAGGGCGAUACGAUGACAGAGUAGGGUGCACCACUCACGUCAACACCAAACCUCAGGGCAAUCCCGACUAGCGUAUCCUUGGACUGUAUGUAAUAUACCGAAGGAGCAGAGCCCGACGCUUCUGUUGUGUCUUCGUUUUCUUUGUCAGACUUUCGGACGCACUCAAGACCGCUCUCUUGUGUAUCCGCAUCUUGAGGUGCUGCUUCGUCGAGUUCCGUGUAAACGGGAGGUGGAGUAGGGGGUGUCGACGGAAAGGUUUCCCCUGGAACAGCCCCGAGCUCGCCUUCCUCGUCCUCGUCCUCAUCAUCAUCCCCAAUAGCGUAUACUUCGUCGUCGUGAAGCCCUCCGUCAAUGUUCUGCGGUUUGGCCGCCACUUGUGCAGAGCCGGCGCGGGAGCGGGCAUUCACAACACCGACCCCGCCGGGGCAGCGAAGGCACGGAUUGUAUCUAGCGAGGCGGGGACUCUUAGAUAUGCAUGCGGGACAUAUCGGUCUGCCGCAACAUUGGGUCACGAAGAUGUCCGGGCUACAGGAUUUGCUCGCAGAGGACCGGCGAGGAGGUAGAGAUGAGGAACAAGCAAGGCAGAGAUCGACGGUUUCAGUAGAGGUGGGAGACAUUGCGAAGGCAAUAACGGUGCAGUGAUAGUACGACUGAUAGCCCGGUGAAGGCUUGAAGAAAGGUGGUCGUCGAGCGUAGAGGAUAGAGAAGAGAAGAAAGCCGCACCGAUACGCACUUGAAUAGCCGAGGCAGUGAGCAUCCACAAGGACCCACAUAGUUGCCCCGCGAUUCAUCCGACAUCAUGACAUCCUCGAUCUGCG
This is a messenger RNA of Phanerochaete carnosa HHB-10118-sp, 2790 nucleotides long. RefSeq lists its product as uncharacterized. The transcript has 8 exons. Gene Ontology annotation, cellular component: Arp2/3 protein complex; actin cortical patch. Gene Ontology annotation, biological process: Arp2/3 complex-mediated actin nucleation. The record is from RefSeq and is a predicted model, not a curated record. Bases 77 to 1378 code for a protein of 433 amino acids. Lineage: Eukaryota; Fungi; Basidiomycota; Agaricomycetes; Polyporales; Phanerochaetaceae. Gene Ontology annotation, molecular function: actin filament binding.